AUUUUUGGUGUUUAGACCAAAUUAACGUCGAAAUGACGUUGUUUACACAACAUUACUAUAACGUCGUCAAAGAAGCUCACUACAUUGGAAAGGUCCCGCUUCACCCUGUUCACUGGAUGCUAUCUGAUAAUGCGUCAUACACGGCGCAAUUUGGAUGAAUCAAACAAGGCGUUGGAGGGUCAAGCAUAAGAGCGUGUCUAAAUUCAUUGUUGAUCUCGCAUUUGUGUCACAUGUGAUAGAGGAGAUUAGAGCCGUACAUCCGGUUGAACCGGUAGUAGGUUUGUAGUUGCUCGUUAUUCUUCGUAUUUCUUAAUUUUAUACGGUUCCUCCCCCAAUGACAAAACCGAUCUAUCCGCCAGGCACGCUACAAAAGACCUACCAAUCUCUACGAGGCCUACCGAUGUUUGAUUCCGAAUGUAAGCUAGUUGUCGAACAGCUGUUGAAUUACUUUCGGUAGCCGAACACUACCGAACUAGAACCACGAUCACGCAUUCACACUAAACAUAACACGAUCACUACUUGGUGCUCUCCGAAGGCGCAUACACGAAUCUAGCUCCGAUAAAUGUUGACACUUAUAGAGUGCAGAGCCCUCCUUUAUUGCACCCUUAACUCCAGGCAACGUUACUAGAUCGCCACCUGCGAACGAAACACGCCGCAAAAUACAUAGACUAGAUCAUGUCUACCCCCUCCCCCCACCCCCUUCCAAACUCACAACUCAAAGCUCAAAGAUACCCAUAACAGACAGACUAAAGCCAUCCAGAAGAUUCCGUGAAAUAAAACCGCCGCAGCAAGAACCCUGUUGAUCAACCCUAGAAACAACUUCAAAUUCUCUCCUUUGCUCCUUAUCCAACUCCUUGAUAAUAUUCCCUCGGAAUUCGAGAAGAUUUUUAGUAAGAUCUUGCUGUCUACAGGCUACAACACCUUUUAUAUGGACAAAUUUUCUCUAUUCUCUUACAGCCUAGGUGGAUCCAAUUUAGUCACAAAAUCUUCUCCAAGCGCCUGUUAGUUUUUUGCCUGACAAACAGGGAAGGGGUUGUUUGCAAACCUCACAAGGCAUACAUACCUGCUUGUUCGGAAAACUUCAGGGUGAUGGCGGAGAUAUUGUAAAAGAGUCAUUGCCAUUAGAUUGGCCUGAGCAUCUUUUCCGAUGCCCGAGUCAAUUAAUCUCUCUUGACAAUUAUCCAUAAGUGGCGACAAUUCCUACCCCAAAAAUGUCGAAUCCGGAAUUUUGACACCCCAAAAAAAGUCGGACUCUUUUCGCCGCGAAGAAAAAGUGCCGGGGUUUGAAUAGGUAACUAGAACGCACACUACGUUACGACUUUCAGCUGUGACUAAUCUACCAAUGCAACUGUAAACUGGUAUAUCCCGAAUAAAGUACAUGCAGUUCCCCAUCCUAGGAGUCGGAUUCUACUAACUCUUCAAUCCAUGUGCGAUAUAAGCGGCGCUUCGCCGGUUUUUACAUAGUCCGCUGUUUAAAGCGGAUGAUAUCCUCUAAAACACAAAGAAUUUUUUUGCACCAAAGUUGAGUCAACUUUUAUACAGCGAUCUUUACCCUAACUUGGUCAUUAUUUGGAAUUAGCUAUUAACUUUUUCUUUGAGUGUUUCGAAUUCGAAAUUUGACCUCCCGAAGUUUGCUGCCGUUGCCAUCGCAACAAACUUUACGACUAUCGAAUUUUCGAUUAAUUACCGUUGCUACGAUACCAGGUGACUCCCGAGAGUGGUUGUCAGUUCUUCUGUUAAAAUACCAGACGAAAAUGGAAACACGAUGGUACCUAAAGCCUGGCGAUACUUUGGAAACUACAAAAAUCAACGAGCGCGGCCAUGCUCUACACGCAACGGCGGACGCAUGGAAAAAUCUAACGGCGCAUUUGGACCGAAAUCGGCUAAUUCAAGAAUCAAUCGAGCGAGAAAGGGCGCACAAAGAAGCUUUGAAGAAAGGCUCCCUUGAAAUGACGGCAAAGUGGGACAAUUCAGUCGAGAAUAUCAGAAAGCGGAAAGAGGAGGAACGUACGACAAGAUUAGAAAAGGAAGAGUCGGAUAAGAUGGAGAGGUUCUUCAAAAUUCGCGCGGAACAAGAGGGAAUUCGCCAACAGUACAUUUCAGACGCCAGGCGAAGGAUUUAUCUCACAAAAGAACAUCCAAAAGCUCUAACCAGCGCGCUGAUACUAUCAGAAGUGAUCUACGAACGGGAAAAACAACUUGAGUUUGAUAAGAAAAUUAAACAACACGAAGAGGAGGAACUUGCCAAACGAACUCAGAAGAUUAAAGAGGACGCAAUUAAGGAAGUGGAAGAGAACAAAGCAAAAGAAAAGAAAAUUCGCGAAAAAAAUUCAGAAUUGGGCAAGGAGUACCUAAGGCACAUAAUUGGGAAUGAAAAUAGCGCCAAACUAUUGAAGCAGCAGAGCAUUGAUCGUGAAAGGGUCGACAUUGCUAACAUGGAAAAGGAAUUUGCGCAUAUUAAGAGAGUUGAAGCCGAGGAGGUACAAAUGAAGAAAGAUAGCAUCAAAAAGGAGUUUUUAGAUUUUGGAAUCGCCCAAGCUCGUGCGAAAGAGAUUAUGGAACAAGAAGACAAAGAACAAGAAAAUAUUAUUAACAUAUACGCGCAAGCUAAACAUGGCAUUGAGUGUUUGAGGCAGAAGAAGGUUAAAGAAAUGCAACAAGCCAUGGUGUUAAGGCGAGAGGCAGCUUCGAAAAAAGCCGUGGCCGAAGCCAAAGCAAAGGGGGAAAAUGAAGAGCGAAUUUUGAAGCAAGCCGCUGAAGAGGUCGAAAAACGAGAAUUGGAACAGCUCAAAUUGAAAGAGCAGACACGUCGGCAGCUAAUAAAAGACAGACAAGAAGAUCGCGAGAGGUUCCUGAAAAGGGAGGAGGAGAGGAAACGUGAGGAGGCCGAAGUUAUAAAGUGGGAAAUGUUAAAUCGUUUUAAGAAAAACGAUGUUAUGGAAGCGUAUAAUAAGGCAAAGGAAAAGGAACGGUGGGACGGUAAACUGGCGUACAGGAGAAUUCUGAUGGACCAAAUUGCUGAAAACGGGGAAAUAGCGAAGAGGGAGCGAAAGGAGGCGCACGAUUUGUUCGUGGAACAACAGAAGAAAUAUGACGACGAUGACGAGCGAUUCUUCGGUUACGCCGAGGAAGUGAUUGCCUACGCGAAGGGGAAAAAUAGGCAAACGUGGCCUGUCGAGCGUGUGAUACAGGAGUAUAAAAGGAAUAAUAACUUGCUUUCGAAGCACAGACGAGCUUGUCCCGAAGAAGACGUUGAAAAAUAGCCAACUUGAUCUGUUGUUGAACAAAAAAAAAAUUAAAUUGAACAUACAACAC
This is a messenger RNA of Photinus pyralis (common eastern firefly), 3315 nucleotides long. Its product is annotated as calponin homology domain-containing protein DDB_G0272472-like. Lineage: Eukaryota; Metazoa; Arthropoda; Insecta; Coleoptera; Lampyridae. The record is from RefSeq and is a predicted model, not a curated record. The coding region runs from base 1755 to 3263 and encodes 502 amino acids. The transcript has 8 exons.